AUGCUCAAACAGCGCAUGGACGCUGGGCAGCGUGUAGGCGCAGAUACUACACCUCGUCGGCGACAAUGCUGCCGAGCUCGGCUGCCCGGCGGCCUUCCCCGGCGCGGAUGCGGCGAGCUCGGCACCGUGGGCAGUCGUCAGGUGCUUCUUGAACGUGUCGGGGCGGUAGAAUGUAAUCUUGUUGCUGUCCUCACUGUCUGGGCAGACGCCACAUAUUAUCGUGCCCUUGAAGUGCGUGAGGACGUGGCGGUUCCGGUCAUAUUUGCGGGCGAAUCCCUUUCUAUAGUACUCGCAGUUGCGCAUGGGGCACUUCUCCGGCCGCUCGGUGCUAUGGGUCAGCAGGGGCAUGUAUACAGUGCCCUCGCCUUGGUUUCUGAUCCAGACGGCGAAGACAUGGGAGUGUCGUUCUCCAUGAUCCACGCAGGACAUGCCCCGGGUCUGGAGAUCCUCUGGCAACUGAGGGAGUGA
Clonostachys rhizophaga is the source of this 468-nucleotide messenger RNA. The record is from the annotation of a GenBank genome assembly. Lineage: Eukaryota; Fungi; Ascomycota; Sordariomycetes; Hypocreales; Bionectriaceae.